Messenger RNA from Monoraphidium neglectum, 387 nucleotides. RefSeq lists its product as hypothetical. Lineage: Eukaryota; Viridiplantae; Chlorophyta; Chlorophyceae; Sphaeropleales; Selenastraceae. The annotation marks the transcript as partial. The transcript has a single exon. The record is from RefSeq and is a predicted model, not a curated record.
AUGGCACCAUUCAACGUCUGCAGCUCAAGCCACCCAUCCCAUGUGAUCCCUGCAGGUGCCCACGUCCACCCGAGCUUUGGAACCACCGCCCACGCCGCAAGUGCCAGCGACAGCGCCGGCGGCGGCGGUGGCGGCCCCAGAAGUAGCAACAGCGCCCGCAACGGCGGCGCGGGCGCCGGCGGCAACGGCGCGGGCGGGCUGGCAGCGGCGCCCGUCCAGCAGCAGUUUGUCGUCGCCCGCGACGGGCGUGUGGGCGGGCCCCUGCCCUCUGUGGACAUGCCGCUGAACCAGUUUGAGGUCUCCCUGGAGGAGGUGCUGCACCACCGCUACCUCACACUCUACAACCGCAGGGUCAAGUUCACCUCGCCCGGCCGCGACCCCUCACAC